Molecule: messenger RNA, 3789 nt
Organism: Drosophila bipectinata
Lineage: Eukaryota; Metazoa; Arthropoda; Insecta; Diptera; Drosophilidae
Gene: Oatp74D
Product: Organic anion transporting polypeptide 74D
Biological process (GO): transmembrane transport; sodium-independent organic anion transport
Cellular component (GO): plasma membrane
Molecular function (GO): protein binding
Source: RefSeq, a predicted model, not a curated record
AACCCUUUUUAAAAACCAGUUUACAAAAAUUUAAUUCAUAUAUGUAGUGUAAUUGUUUAAAGUGCAAAUUCGUUUCCAGUGAGUGCCCGAAAUACAAUUUUCAAUUGGCUGUGUGCGUGUCUUUGCCGCACUUACAUACGAAUGAAUAUAUAGCAUUUAAUUUUGUCCAUUAUGUGUGCAAUUAAAUAAAAUAAUAAAAAAAAAAAAAAUUCAAAACAACAAAUUCUGUGUGUGAAAAAGCAAAUAAACAGUGCAAAUAGGCAGAGGCAGUAGCAAAUUAGACGCGUAAAUUGCGUAGCAAAUUCUGAAUGAAAAAAAAGAUAUAGAAUUCCAGGCCGAAAGCGAAAUAGGAGCGAUAAGCUAGACGUUCUCAACUUUCAACUAAAGAAACUCAAGCCCCACAAAUAAACAAAUCACUGCCAUAUUGAAACAAAGAAUACAAUAAAGCUGUUAUCACUGAAAAAACAAACAAACAAACAAACAAUAACAACCACCCAGAACAGCCAUCACAGCCAGAUCAACCAAUCUACCUCGUUUUCUGGGCCACUAACUGAAUCGAAUGAAUCGACUUGAGGGUGAAAUACCAUUUUCAUAGCCGGGAAAAAUGGAACAGGCAGUAACCACCUAGAAGAUAACUAAACAGGAAGCAACUAGAAAUAAAGUUGAGAUUAUACAGAGAUUAAGCUCUUGAAAAAGGACACGAAUCCUUUCGACCUACCAAGUCUAUUAAGAAAUCCAGCAUAGAAAUCCAAAAUGAUGAAGAGCAACGGGGAUGUGGAGGCCGCAACAGGUCAGGUGGGUAAGCCCAUCAACGGACAUAGUCAGAGCAACGGGAAUGGCUACCAUCAGAAUGGAGCUCGUAGGGACUCCAGCCAGGCAUUUACUCCGCUACUGGCGCAGCACAGUAAUGGCUCCACCAACGGAGAGGUGGGCACAUCCCCACCGAGCACUGUCCUUUACGAGACCGCUCCCAGCAACAAUAACGAGUGGAAGGAUCUGAAGAACGGAGGUGGCCUGCUGAGCAGCAACAACAACGGAACCGGAAACGGUCACGGUCACAGUUUAAGCGAAAAGUACGCCCACGAGCAGGCUCCACUCACAGGUGGCUACAAACUACCACCCCGUUCCAGCGAAUCCGAGGAGUCCGACUUUGACUCUGAUCUGAAUGGUGGCUCCGCCUCCAACAAGGAUGCCGGCUCCAGUUGCGGCCUUUUUGGGUGCCGGCCCAGGUGGGCGCGGAGAUUCGCCUCGACGCACGUCUUUAUGGUGGUGUUCCUGCUGGCCUACAUCCUCCAGGGCAUGUACAUGACCUACUUCGUCUCGGUCAUCACCACGAUCGAGAAGCUCUUCCAGAUCAAGUCCAAGACCACGGGCCUGUUGCUGAGUGCCAGUGAGAUGGGCCAGAUCUGCACCGCCAUGCUCCUGACCUACUUUGCCGGCCGUGGCCACCGGCCUAGGUGGAUCGCCUGCGGCAUGGUGCUCUUUUCCAUCGCCGCCUUCGCCUGCGCCCUGCCCCACUUCAUCUUCGGGGAGCAGCUCAUGCACUCCAGUGUCAUCCUGCAGCAGCAGCCGCAGAUGCUCUCGCCGGCGGAUGACUCCUCCCUCAUGUGGCACAACGCCAGUCGGGAGUUGAACCCCAAUCUGUGCCACUUGGGCGGAAAUUCCAGUGCCUCUGGCAACGAGUGCAACGAGGAACGCCAACAGGAGCAGGCCUCCCACUCCAAGAUCACCGUCAUCGUUCUCUGCAUCUUCUUCGGCAGCCUGCUGAGCUCCGGCAUUGGACAGACGGCGGUGGCCACUUUGGGAAUACCCUACAUCGACGACAAUGUCGGCAGCAAGCAGUCGCCCAUGUACAUGGCCGUCACCAUUGGCAUGCGCAUCCUGGGUCCAGCCUCUGGCUUCAUCUUUGGGAGCUUCUGCACCCGCUGGUAUGUCAACUUCUCCAAUCCCGGCUUUGAUGCCAGUGAUCCCCGCUGGAUCGGCGCCUGGUGGCUGGGACCAGUGGCCAUUGGCAGCCUGAUGUUGCUGGCUUCCAUAGCCAUGUUCUCGUUUCCCAAGCAACUCCGAGGCAAGCAGCAGUCCCAGGGACAGGGCCAGGCUCAAGGUCAGGUCAACUCAGCUCCCGUGCCAGCUGCAGAACCGGAGGAGAAGCCGAAGCUUAAAGACUUUCCCAAGACUGUGCGCCGCCAACUGAGCAACGAUAUCCUCAUGUUCCGCACUGCCUCCUGUGUGUUCCACCUUCUUCCCAUUGCUGGUCUGUACACCUUCCUGCCCAAAUACCUGGAGACCCAGUUCCGUCUGGCCACCUAUGAUGCCAACAUGAUAGCCGCCUUCUGCGGCAUCCUGGUCAUGGGCAUUGGAAUUGUCAUCUCCGGGUUGUUCAUCCUGAAGCGGAAGCCCACAGCUCGGGGAGUGGCUGCCUGGAUCGCCUUCACCGCCAUCGCCUACUCCGUGGGCAUGAUUAUUCUGAUGUUCAUCGGGUGCAGCAUGGACGACUUUGCGGGCUACAAGCCCAGGAAUGCCAAUAGUCCCGCCCUCAUCGAGCCAACGUGCAGCGCCGCCCUCAACUGUACCUGUGAUAUGGAGAACUUUGCCCCAAUCUGCGCCGAGGGCAAGAUGAUGUACAUCUCGGCCUGCCACGCCGGAUGCACUAGCUCCUCACUGCGGCCCAGCGACAAUCGCACCCUCUACUCCGACUGUGCUUGCAUUCCAGGUGCUAAGGAGGCGGUCAACGGUUACUGUGAUAAUAACUGCAAGAACUUCAUCUACUUUAUACUGAUCUUUGCCAUUUGCGUAUUCAUGCAUUCCACCUCCGAGGUGGGCAGUAUGCUUCUCGUCAUGCGGUGUACACAUCCCAAAGACAAGGCCAUGGCCAUGGGAGUGAUACAGUCGGCCAUCGGUUUGUUCGGCAACGUACCCUGCCCCAUUAUCUACGGCGCUGUGGUGGACUCCGCCUGCCUCAUCUGGAAAUCGGUGUGUGGCAAGCACGGAGCCUGUUCGCUCUACGAUACGGAUACCUUCAGGCAGUAUUUCCUGGGAAUCACGGCUGGCAUUAUGUUCCUGGCAUUCCUCAUGGACCUGGUGGUGUGGCGCAAGGCGCAUCGCAUCGACAUUGCGCCGGAGGAUCCCCAAGAGGGUGCCGCCAACGGUAACGGGCGAUCCCUGGAGGUGUCCGAGUCCAAGCAACCCAUAUCCCCGGCGCCGGACACGACGGUCUAAGGAGGCGGCAGGGAUCGGACCAUCCUGGACACAUGCUUUGCAGAAGCUGCAAGAUUUCCAAUAAACGUUUACCUUAAUUGUUAAUUAGUUAUCAUUUUGUCUAGUUUUUAGCCUAGUGCAAGAGUUAUGUAUUUAGUUAAGUGGCAUCUUCGAUUCGGGAGACCUCAUUCAAAUGAUUACGAUUAGAACGCCCCUCGUCCCUCGCCCAUGCCCAGCCCCUGCUCCAUAUUCUACACACACCUAUGGAUUAUAAAUUAAAUUCUUUGUGUAAAUCUCAAGGCCUAAUCCUCGAAAGAAAUUGUGAAUGAAAAUGGCAUGAAAAUUGAAAAAUCUGUACGUGUAACUAUUUGUAACAGCUAUAUCGCGAUGUAUGUAUGUAUGUUUUAUAUAUGUAUAUCUAUAAUUAAUAUAUUAGACAUAUACAUUUACAUGUAUGUAUGUAAUUGCAACCUAUCUGUGGUAGUUAAAUUUUAGUUAAAAUUCAAGCUAAAUGUCUAAGUUUGUCAUAUAAAAAGAUCAGCAACAAAAAUAUACGAAAAGAAAUUAAAAUUCAAAACUAUAUACAAAUAA